AUGGUGUCGUACGAGACUAUUGAGAAGGAAGAAGUCACUCUGGAGGCCGAGGGUCAGCAGUUCGUUGAGCACGGCAGCCACGAGGCUCGCGUCUUCGAGGCCCUCCGUCAAGCGGUUGAUGGUCUGAGCGUGGUCGAUCUUGAGAAGGCCAUCGGCGACAAGGCCGUGACCAAGAAUGGACAAGGCAAGGCCUUCAAGGAGAAGUGGAUUUCCAAGAGCAAGGACGGCAAGCUGGUUGCCACCGCCGACUCGAUUCAGGAUGUCACGCGGGAGCAGCUGAAGCAGAUCCAGGACACGAAAACGCACGACGCCAAAAUUGUCACGGAGCUCAAGAAGCGCAAGCUCGUCAAGACGCAAAAGGUCAUCAGCUUCAAGAUCACCAAGGGCGCCGAGUUCGCGCUCGAGAUCAAGAAGGAGGAGACGGACCUGACGGCCGACAUGAUCGCGUCCGGCGCUUGGAAGACGGCCGACUUCAAGCCUUACAACUUCAAGGCCCUCGGCGCGGACCAAAACUCGGGCGCCCUGCACCCGUUGAAUAAGGUCCGCCACGAGUUCCGCCAGAUUUUCUUCGAGAUGGGCUUCGAGGAGAUGCCGACCAACAAGUACGUCGAGUCGGGCUUCUGGAACUUUGACGCCCUCUUCGUGCCCCAGCAGCACCCGGCCCGCGAUCUCCAGGAUACUUUCUACAUCUCAGACCCCAAGGUCGCCGGCCGACCUGGUCCUGAAUCGGAGGACGACAAGAAGGACUACGAGACGUACUGGGAGAACGUCAAGCAGGUGCACCAGGAUGGCAAGUACGGUUCAAUAGGGUACCGUUACCCCUGGGAGGCGGAUGAGUCACUCAAGCUCGUCCUCCGCACACACACGACCUCUGUGUCGACAGCGAUGCUGCACAAGCUGGCGGGCCUGAAGGGUCCCGACGGGCGCCCGCCCCCAGCGCGCUACUUCUCCAUUGAUCGGGUGUUCCGUAACGAGAGCGUCGACGCGACACAUCUGGCCGAGUUCCAUCAGGUCGAGGGUGUCAUUGCUGACUACGGCCUGACGCUGGGUGGUCUCAUGGAGUUCAUGGAGAUCUUCUUCAACAAGAUGGGCAUUACGGACCUCAAGUUCAAGCCCGCGUACAACCCGUACACGGAGCCGAGCAUGGAAAUCUUCAGCUUCCACAAGGGCCUCAACAAGCUCGUCGAGAUUGGCAACAGUGGCAUGUUCCGACCGGAGAUGCUCGAGUCGAUGGGUCUGCCAAAGGAUAUGCGGGUGUACGGCUGGGGCCUGAGUCUGGAGAGGCCGACGAUGAUCAAGUACGGCAUCUCGAACAUUCGCGAGCUGCUGGGCCACAAGGUCGAUCUCAACUUCAUCGAGAGGAACGCCGCGGUCCGCCUGGACAAGAACUAG
This is a messenger RNA of Verticillium alfalfae VaMs.102, 1392 nucleotides long. RefSeq names its product phenylalanyl-tRNA synthetase alpha chain. Gene Ontology annotation, cellular component: cytoplasm; phenylalanine-tRNA ligase complex; cytosol. The transcript has 2 exons. Gene Ontology annotation, molecular function: ATP binding; phenylalanine-tRNA ligase activity; tRNA binding. Gene Ontology annotation, biological process: phenylalanyl-tRNA aminoacylation. Lineage: Eukaryota; Fungi; Ascomycota; Sordariomycetes; Glomerellales; Plectosphaerellaceae. The record is from RefSeq and is a predicted model, not a curated record. The coding region runs from base 1 to 1392 and encodes 463 amino acids.